AGAAUCUGGCUCAAUCUAUUUUUGUUGGGCCUCUCCCUCGGCAUGCGCGAUGCGGAGGGCCUCCAGAUGGAAGACGUCGCCCCGAAGCGCUUCGGGCUGAAUUUCAACCCCCCGUCGAUCAUCGUGGAGUAUCUGCAGACGAGCACGGGCAAGCUCUUCCACCGACGGAUAGGGCUGCGAAAGCUGCGCGCGGGGUGCGACGCCGCCCAUGUGGCCGAGAAACUGAGGCAGAAGAACGCCGCGCUGCUCGGGGAGGACCGCGUCCCGUUCGACCAGAUCGUCUCGCUCGUGAGGCGGCUGCAGGACCACACCGCCGAGCGGGCGCAGACCGUCUCCGCCGCCCUCGCCGGCGGCUGCUCCGCAGGCGCCGCCGACGCGGCGGCCGGGGCCAGCCGGGCAGACGCGCUAGCUUCGCCGUGCUCCGUGGCGUCGGUGGAGUCGAGCUGCGUCUCACCAGG
This is a messenger RNA of Prorocentrum cordatum, 458 nucleotides long. The record is from the annotation of a GenBank genome assembly. NCBI's taxonomy places the organism in Eukaryota, Dinophyceae, Prorocentrales, Prorocentraceae.